Kalmanozyma brasiliensis GHG001 is the source of this 654-nucleotide messenger RNA. Its product is annotated as Adaptin ear-binding coat-associated protein 1 NECAP-1. NCBI's taxonomy places the organism in Eukaryota, Fungi, Basidiomycota, Ustilaginomycetes, Ustilaginales. The transcript has 3 exons. Bases 1 to 654 code for a protein of 217 amino acids. Gene Ontology annotation, cellular component: membrane; clathrin vesicle coat. The record is from RefSeq and is a predicted model, not a curated record. Gene Ontology annotation, biological process: endocytosis.
AUGUCGGGGUACGAGACGGUCCUGUUCGUAGCACGCGAGUGCUUCGUCUACCGUGUACCGCCUCGUUCCUCAACCGCGGGCUACAAAGCAGCUGAAUGGGGCGACAUGGAGGCAUUUCUUUGGAAGGGUCGCUUGCGCAUCAUGGAGAAUUCCGGCUCAGACACCUGCUCGAUCCGCUUAGAGGAUGGCGAUUCAGGAGAGCUCUUUGCUGCGUGCCCCUACGACGUCAAGGGCACUUCGGUCGAGCCUGUGCUCGAUUCGAGUAGGUACUUUGUGCUCAGAGUCGAGUCCGAUGGUCCUGAUGGGAGGAAGAAGAAGGCCUACAUUGGCAUGGGCUUUCAGGAUAGAAGCGAUAGCUUCGAUUUCAACGUUGCACUUCAAGAUUGGACAAAACGUCAAAAAGCAGCUGCGAAUAGAGCCGCCGACUCAUCAGGGAACGAUGACGGCUCCCUGAUCGAUGAAGGCCCGUCACCACACCUUCCUGCCGGACCGAAGCAAGAUUUCUCGCUUAAAGAGGGCCAGACGUUUGCCAUCAAGCUGCCCGGCGGUGGUGGUCGCAAGAUCAAUUCGUCGUCUUCAAGCUCAUCGUCAGCGUUUGGCAGUGGAUUCGGCGGUGGUCCUUUGCUGCCUCCACCACCGAGCAAGAAGCGAUGA